UGAAUGAAUUCUUGUCCAGGAGGUAGAUAGGAUUCUGGCUGGUUGGCCUCACCAGUUUGCUGGACAUGUUUGAACUUCAGUAGGUGACUGGGACCUUUGUUCCAUGUACAACUGGGAAUUAUAGCUGGAAUAGUGAACAGACUUGGGGAUUUAACAGACCAAACAGGUGAAAGGCGACCGUUUCAUUCUUUCCCCGUGCGGUGCUCUUCUCCAUUGAUGUAAAAGGCUUAUGUUAGUAAUUAGGUGGGGGCGGAACUGCUGUUUGUGUCAGAUAACUGUUUUUUGUUUUUUCCAUUUUGUUUAUGAAAGCUUUCAUAAAAGAGACAAAUACAGAAAAUAAUAUAACUACCCAAGGUUUCCCAUUGUCUAGCACUAUACAGUCCUAAUGUUUUACCAUACUUGUGUGAUUUCUUUUUUUUUCCUUAAAUAGAAUAUUACAGAUACACUUGAAGUCCCUUGUAUAUCUCUCCCUAAUCCUGUUCUUUCCUCAGAAUUUUGGUAAUUAUCAUUACCAUGCAUGUUUUAUACUUUUGUCAGAUAAGCAUAUCUUCAUAAAUAAUAUUCAGUAUUAUAAAAGUUCUCAAAACUGUAUAUAUGUGAUAUCAUAUGGUACAUAUAAUUCUGCAGCUUAUUUUUUUUCUCAACCUUAUGUUUUUGAGAUAUAUUUAUGGUGAUGAAUGUUGUGCACAUUUAUUCAUUUUUACUGGGGUAUAAUAUUCCAUUGGAUAAAUAUUCCACAAUGUAUUUUUGCAUUCUCCUAUUGAUGUAUAGUUUCUAGUUUUGCCCUGUUAUAAACAAUGCUGAAGUUCACUUCCUUGUCCAUUGACUCCUUGCCUACAUGUUCAGGAAUUUCUCUAGGCUAUAUAUACCUGUAAGUGGAAUUGCUGAGACAUAGGGUAUGAACCAGCAAUUUUUUUUUUUUUUAAUCCUUGGAAAAUUUAAACCUUGCAUAGUCAUUCCAAAAAGACUGACUAAAAUCUUUUCAUAGUUUUCAUUGAGUAUUAGAAUCUGAUUUGGGUGGAAGUCAUCAAGGGCAGUUACCACUGUUCGUAUUAUCCCUACCUUAGCUUGUGAUGACAUGAAGGAUGGGACCUGUAGUCAUUGGAAAAGUUGGCUUAGAACCUGGGAAUUAUCCUUGUUCAUCAGGUCCAUGGUUCAUCCAGGUCAACGUUCUGGUUUUGACAGUGGCCUAAGAGACCCACCAUAGAGAGGCUCCCUGCAGAUUAGGUACCUAAAGGCUUCCAGUUGGUAGUAAUAUCAUUUUCAAACUUCUAACAUUUUUCUCUAGGUGUUUGCUGAGAGCAAGGAUGAGAUUGCUUUAGUCCUGUUUGGUACGGAUGGCACUGAGAAUGCCCUUGCUCAGGCAGAUCAGUAUCAGAACAUCACAGUGCACAGACAUCUGAUGCUACCAGAUUUUGAUUUGCUGGAGGACAUUCAAAGCAAAAUCCAACCAGGUUCUCAACAUGCUGAUGGAUGUACAUAUGUCAGUAUGCACUAGUGAAAUAAACUUUGGAACAAGGGCACCUGGGCAAGUACUUUUAAUCAACACAUAGUCAGCCCACAGCCCACAAUUUCUAGCACUGUGGACUUUGCUGGAAAACAGACAUUGCUUGUUCUUGGAAUAAAGGGACUGUGCAGCACCAUCUUCUGCCCUUGACUAGCUGAGUCCUGGAUGCACUCGUCGUGUGCAUGGAUGUGAUUCAGCAAGAAACCGUAGGAAAGAAGUUUGACAAGAGGCAUAUUGAAGUGUUCACUGACCUCAGCAGCCCAUUCAGCAAAGAUCAGUUGGAUGUUAUAAUUCAUAACUUGAAGCAGUCUGGCAUCUCCUUGCAAUUCUUCUUGCCAUUCCCACUUGGGAAGGAAGAUGGAACUGGGGACAGAGGGGACGGCAACUUGCUCUUGGACCACCAUGAACCCUCCUUUCCUCAAAAAGGAAUUACUGAGCAGCAAAAAGAAGGUAUUGAGGUGGUGAAAAGGGUGAUGAUCUCUUUAGAAGGUGAAGAUGGGCUGGAUGAAAUUUAUUCCUUCAGUGAGAGCCUGAGACAACUGUGUGUCUUUAAGAAAAUUGAGAGACGCUCUGUGCCCUGGCCUUGUCAGCUGACCAUUGGCUCCCAUUUGUCCAUAAAGAUUGUGGCCUAUAAAUCGAUUAUACAGGAGAAAAUUAAAAAGACUUGGACAGUUGUGGAUGCAAGAACCCUAAAAAAGGAAGAUAUUCAGAAAGAAACAGUUUAUUGCUUAAAUGAUGAUGAUGAAACUGAGGUUCCAAAAGAGGAUACUAUUCAAGGGUUCCGCUAUGGAAGUGAUAUAGUUCCUUUCUCUAAAGUGGAUGAGGAACAAAUGAAAUAUAAAUUAGAGGGGAAGUGCUUCUCUGUUUUGGGAUUUUGCAGAUCUUCUCAGGUCCAGAGAAAAUUCUUUAUGGGAAAUCAAGUUCUAAAGGUCUUUGCAGCAAAAGAUGAUGAGGCAGCAGCAGUGGCACUUUCCUCCCUAAUUCAUGCUUUGGAUGAAUUAAAUAUGGUGGCCAUAGUUCGAUAUGCUUAUGACAAAAGAGCUAAUCUUCAAGUUGGUGUGGCUUUUCCACAUAUCAAGGAUGCCUAUGAGUGUUUAGUGUACAUACAGCUGCCUUUCAUGGAAGACUUGCGGCAAUACAUGUUUUCAUCCUUGAAAAAUAAUAAGAAAUACACUCCCACAGAGGUCCAGCUGAAUGCCGUUGAUGCUUUGAUUGAUUCCAUGAGUUUGGUAAAGAAAGAUGAGGAGGAGGACACCAUUGAAGACUUGUUUCCAACCACCAAAAUCCCAAAUCCUGAAUUCCAGAGAUUUUUUCAGUGUCUGCUGCACAGAGCUUUAUAUCCCCAGGAGCCUCUGCCUCCAAUUCAGCAGCAUAUUUUGAAUAUGCUGGAUCCCCCUACUGAGGUGACAGCUAAAAGUCAGAUUGCUCUCUCUGAAAUAAAGACUCUCUUCCCUCUGACCGAAGCAAUCAAGAAAAAGGAUCAAAUAACUGCUCAGGACAUUUUUCAAGACAACCAUGAAGAGGGACCCGACUCUAAAAAACGCAAGACUGAGGAAGGGGACAUCCACUUUAGUAUCUCCAGCAUGACUGAGGGCAGUGUCACCAGUGUUGGAAGUGUGAAUCCUGCUGAAAACUUCCGAGUUCUAGUGAGACAGAAGAAUGCCAGCUUUGAGGAAGUGAGUCACCAGCUAAUAAGUCGUAUUGAACAGUUUUUGGAUACUAAUGAGACGCUGUAUUUUAUGAAGAGCAUGGACUGCAUCAAAGCCUUCCGGGAAGAAGCAAUUCAGUUUUCAGAAGAGCAGCGCUUUAACAGUUUCCUGAAAGCUCUUCAAGAGAAAGUAAAAAUGAAACAGUUAAAUCACUUCUGGGAAAUUGUUGUUCAGGAUGGAAUUACUCUGAUCAGCAAAGAUGAAGCCUCUGGAAGCUCUGUCACAGCUGAGGAAGCCAAAAAGUUUCUAGCCCUCGAAGAAAAACCAGAUGAAGAGGCAGCCAUAUAUGAAGAAGGUGGUGAUGUGGAUGAUUUACUGGACAUGAUAUAGGUCAUGGGGCGUAUGAGGCGUCUAAGAGAGUCGAACUGCAUUGUCAUGGCUGUGGUGCUGGCAGUUCUUACACAACAGCCUGGAGGAGGCCAUUCAAGGGGAACCGGAAGCUCUGGAGACCAGAUUACAUGGAAGUGAACUGCACCUGAUUCUCUGUGGAAUGAAUAUGUACACAGAUAUCAUGAGGGUUAAUUUAGGUAUUAUACAAGUUAUAGAGUCAUUGUUAUUUUUGAUGGUGUAUUAUUUCUUUUGUGGUCUUAUUGAUCUCAGUAUAUUACUCACAUGCUUUGAGGUUUCUGAAAAAUAACUUAUUUUAUCCUGAUUUGGUGUAUUGGUGAAGAUUGAGGUCCUCACAGAGUUAACAUCUUAUCCUGAACCAUGGCAUGGUCAUUAGUGACUUUUUCCAAUCCUUUCCAGGAGCAGGACAGUCAUAGAUGUAGUCCUUUGUCUGAUCCUUUAACAGCAUUCCCAACUUGGGCUGAUCAAGCAGUGGCAUUUGUUUCCUACCAAGCGAAAACUGAGUUAGGGAAGUCAUAGGUAAAGGCCAACUCAUUUCUCUUUCUACUUAAGCCUUUUAGUUACCACAUUCAGAGUACAAGCCUUCAGGAGACGCAGCAUAGGUAGGGAAAGAACGCUGGACUAGCCCAGAUCCUUACGCGUGAGGUUUGAUAUUGUUCCCAUGAAGAAAAGACUCUCUUCUGGCCCAGCCUCUGUCAUAUUAGUGAACCUUAAAAGAAAGAAAAGCUGAGAAAUUCACCACUAAUACUUAGAAAUGUAUCAUUUUAUUAACCUCUACUUGCAGGUCUCAAAGGAAGUUUGGUUGUAUUAAAACACUUUUUCCUUAGUUUUCCAGUCUGUCCCAUCUCUAUCUAAGUCUACCUUCCUGUCUCUCUGCAUGAUCUUUUUUUUUUUUCUUAAAAUAAGAAAAUAAUCCUUAGUGUUCUUUUUCCUGUUCCCAUUCCUUCCCUGAGUUUUAACCCUUCCUGAUGUCACAAACUUCUUGUACCCAAUUCACAUGUCCUCAACACCCCCCAUGUAGGUAACCAAUACAAUUUUAUAAACAUAAUGAUAAAGUUAUAAAUGACUCACACUCCUGUGGAUUGCUGUUAAUUACUAAUGCUCUGCAACAGAGUUCUUCAGUGUUUUGCUGAGGAUUGAAGGCCCUCUGUGCAUUGAUUGAAAAUGGAUCUCCAAGAGAGAACAUCAUUCAGUCCUCUGAGUGGUUCACAGUCCACUGAGUGGUUCACUGUGGGCCUCUACGACGAUACUCAAUGCUUUGCACACUUUGUUCAAUCUUGACAUACAUACAGGUGCCCAUUAAAAGUACUCCCAAUGAAGGAUACCAUAUAUAUAUUACUGUCUAGUCAGAUAGUUAAAGUCUAAUGGAUGUUUGUGACUUGGUCAAUACAAAGACAUUUCUUAGAAUCAUAAAGCAAGAAAACUUUGUUCUUUAAAUUCUACAUUAUCCUUAUCAGAUACUCCUGACAAUAAGAAUUGCCUCAAUGAGUACGACCCUAUAAGCAGUUUGGGGAAUAUUCUCUCUUAGAAACAGCAACCCUUCUGUCAAGCCAGAAUAAGUUUGAAUCAAGUUAGUCCUUUAGAUCUUCUGAUUCUUUUUGAUUUAGGUUGUAUGCUGCAGGAUUAUUUGUGCGUCCCUAACUCCACUUUUACCUAAAUUAUCUGAGCACCUGAAGGAAGAAACGAGUUUGACAAGCUGGGGAGAGAAAGUACUAAAUUAGCCAUGUAAUUUCCAAAUCCAUUUCAUUGUAUGCUAUGUAGACACAGUAUAUGUGCUGUGUAGACUUGGUCAUAGCAUACUGUUUUGAGUAGGGCAUCAUGUUUUGGAUGAACACACCAAAGUCCCAUUUUGCUGAAAUGAGAUUUUCAGAUCCAUAGAACCCCCGGCUGUUCUGUCGACUAUGCCUUGCAGAGCAGCAAGCACUACGUCAGCUUCAGGCAGCCCCAGGCUAGUCCUCAGAAGCCCCUAUUUCCUACAAAUGGUAGGCUGUAUAUAAAUUGGAAGUCACUGACAGUGGUCCCUGUCACCUUUAGUCUUCUUAUAGCACUAAAAUCUAUUGACUUAGAGAGAAGGGAGAGAUAAAGGGGAGAGACUCAGCCUCCAGUCACAACCCAAAGGUCCCCAUGCAUUUCCAAAUGCCCCAUCAAGGGUGUAUGCAACCCUGCAGUUAAAAACCACUAAUUUAAGUGUUGAAUCUCAAUCCUUUGUUAAUUAAUUUACAUGUGGAAUUUAGAAUCUUGUAAAAUUAUUUGGAAAACCAUGUUGGGGAAGAGCGUUACCUAGUUCAGAAUGGUUUUGAAAAAUAAAUGAGGACAGAUAAAUCUGAAUGUAUAUAGUACAAAUGACUGGCUUUGCAGCUAAUUUUAAUUCAGGGAACAGAGAUUCUGUUUGGUCUACUACCUCCCAUUGGCCAUCUCAUAUUGUCCCCUUCUUCUCCGUGAGGUAUUCCAGAUUCAGAACAUGAGCUGGUGGCCCAUUCAGAGUAGAUGCUGUGAAGGGCCGCAGUGUGGGUAGGGAAAGAACUAUGGUACCUCCUGCCUUGCUAACCACCCCUCCCUGUUAACUCUCUGCUGGAGCUAAAUACUCAAGGCGCGAACAACAAAAUGGAAAUCAGCAUACUACCUUAGUAUUAGCUUGUUUCAAAGAUGUUUGGAACAGCUAGGCUGUAGCACAUGGCUUAGGUUUGUAGUCUACCUCCUACCUCCAGAUCUUAACCACCUACCCUGAGAUGAAGAGAGCAAGAUCAUCUGGUUGGACCCGGCUUUCUUGCCUGAUUGGCAGCAUGGAGCAGAAGGUGGAAAUGCAUAUCAAGUUUAAUAUACAUAUAACCUAUUAGGGGUUUUAAUGACCCUGAUAAAUAUAGCCCAAUCACCAGUCACAUUUAUACGUCUGCCUCCCUGUAGUGGGCAGGGAAAUAUUAGGAGGGAGUGGGGAGUGGGAGCUUCCCCCAUCCACCACCCUCACCCCGACAUGGAGUCAGUUCACUUAAUCAGUAGAAUUGAUAAUCCCUGCUUGGAUAGUAUUGGCUUUCUGUGGUCAUUUUUGAAAGGAAGGAAAAUACUUCUUUUCUCUGUCUGAAUGUAGCUCAGGAAUAGACUUCUAUCUCUUCCAUCUCUUCUUUAGAGAGACAUAGUGGCAUAGUGCUUCAAAGCAUCACCUGGACGUUAGGUAUUCCUGGGUAUAAGUGCCAGCAGCAGCACUUACCAGCAGUGUGGCCAUAGAAAGCCUUUUAGCCUUUCUAAGCAACAGAAUAUGACUGUCACUUGCAUUUCAAUUGUGGGCAGGAUGUCCUGGGAGAAGACGGUACCUUCUCGGUCAAAGGGAGUUCACAGACGGCUUUGCAGGAGCUGCUUGAAUGAUGAGAAUGUGUCUUGCCUGGAGGAAGCAGCCCCAGACACAUGUGCCAUUCACCACCUCACCUGUUACCUUUCCCAGGCCCGCUGCCUUUGCCCAGAGGAUUGUGGGGUGGAUAAGGGCACCGACUGGGGUCAGGCAGACCUGAGUGGAGGCCUUUUCUGUCAUGUCUUAACUUAGGUGCAUCUCUGAAUUUCUCUAAGCUCCCAGACCUUUCCAGUGUGCUGGUAAUUAUACUGGUCUUCAUAGGGUUAUGGUUAGGAUUAAUAAAUGUGGUGUUAAUGGUAUAUAAUAUAUUGGCAUAACAACAUGGGAAAUAAAACUUAUUUUGUAGCAGCAUCUCUUUUGAGAACAGAUUUGGUUU
Trichechus manatus latirostris (Florida manatee) is the source of this 7283-nucleotide messenger RNA. RefSeq names its product X-ray repair cross complementing 5 (gene XRCC5). The coding region runs from base 1690 to 3546 and encodes 618 amino acids. Gene Ontology annotation, biological process: double-strand break repair via nonhomologous end joining; DNA recombination; telomere maintenance. The transcript is spliced from 19 exons. Gene Ontology annotation, molecular function: damaged DNA binding; double-stranded DNA binding; DNA helicase activity. Gene Ontology annotation, cellular component: nucleus; Ku70:Ku80 complex. The record is from RefSeq and is a predicted model, not a curated record. NCBI's taxonomy places the organism in Eukaryota, Metazoa, Chordata, Mammalia, Sirenia, Trichechidae.